CAGACGCCCAUUUGGUCGCGCCGAAGUUCGCGUCUCGCUCCCGCCUUCACCAAGCAAUCCCUUCAAAGCCUCUAUACGCCUGACGAGACCCUGAUAGUUUUAGGCGUAAAAAGUUGGCACCUGCCAUGGCCUCUACGCAAGCUCACUCUUAUGAGGUAGCCUUGUUCGGCGAAUUCUUUGCCAAGGACCUCCCAGCGAUUCUGAAUCGGAUAACCUUGCGCAGUGAGUCUGCGCAUCAGAUGCACGCUCGCGAGGUCGUAUUCGAGCCGUUCGACGUGUCGCACCAGCGCGAGACGGGAAGUGAGCCUGUGCUGCUCAGGGCGAGGAAAGAGCUACUUGAGCCUGAUCCCAAGUGGAUUUUGUUCUCAUGUUUGAAACCAGAAUCCGUUCGUGUAUACCCUGAAGCAACCGUUCGCCCUUGUGCUCUAUGUCAAGUGACAGGUGACGCACUCAGUUUUGCGUCUGCUCUAGGUUAUGUGCGAAGGUCGCAAAUCUAUAAGCGAGGGUAUGUUUUCCGAAGAGGAAUGCUUGUAAUACAGAUGUUCCAACAAGAGCAAGUCGACCUGAAGACUCAGAAACCGAUACCUGCGCAUACAGAUACGUUAUGGGAGGUCGAAGUGAAGACUGCUAUGCCUGUGCGGACACAAGACACCCCAAUGAAGGCAGCCAUCGACGCUGUUCUGGAGGUUCAACUUCUCAUGAAAGGCCUGCUGGACUUGAGAAGGCAGGAUGUGUGAGCAAGGGCGAUUGUAGAAGCGUCGAAUUGGUUAAGGACAUUGAGCAGGGGCGGCUAGAGAGCCGAUAGCAGGAAGUGCGAAGGCGAUGAGCAUAACCAAGUAACGAGGGAUUAUGCUUCCUCUUCCGAGUCGCCCCAGUCCACUUGUUCUUCGUCGUCGAAGCCGGCUAGCCGUGAGUCGCGCUCAGUGUCCCGCAGAGCUCCUGCUUCCCUGAGUUGCUCGAGGAGUUUCGCUAACGCCUCAGGAUCCUGUUCGUCUCCUUCGGUAGCCUCCACUUCAUCGUUAAACUCGUAGUCGCCCUCACCGUCGUCGGUCUCGCCAUCAGCGUCCUCGUCUCCCAACUCGUAGUCGAAUUGGCUCUCGAAGGUUUUUCGAGAAUCGACUACACUCGAGUCCUCGUCCUCAUCAUCACUGCCGGCGUAACCAGACAGCAUAUUAAAGACAUUCUUCUCCUCCUUAGCCUCUUCGUCGCCUUCACCCUCGCUCUCGCUGCCGUACUCACCGAGUAGGCCGCCCAGUUUCUUCUGUCCCUCUUUCUUUCCUAGCUUCCGUCUCUUGCGCCCUCUCCAGCUGUUGUCAUCGUCAUCGCAGUCCCUAUCACCGCGUACCACGGUUCCUCGGUCAUCCACAAUAGUUCCCGUGAACGCGCCGUCUUCCCAUAUCUCGAUCGUAGGGAACUCAACGAAGUGCUUGUGCUUGAGUGCUUCGGCGAGCGAUCUGUCGAAGGGCAGCUUGUAAAACGCUUGUCGUGUUAUAUGUCCUGGUCGAAGCCCGCCAUGCGAAUGAGCGGGCGACACGGCGGCUAGCGGAUCGAGCUUUGUCGACAUCACGCACAAGGGUGGCGUGAAUCCUUCUGGAUCGUCUGUGGGAGGCGUGAUGAGGUCCACUAGCCAUUCAGGUAAUGAUUUCUCUUUCUCCUUUUUCUUGGAUUGCGAGCGUUCUUGUAGACGAGCCUGGAAAUUAUCCAAGAGGGAGAGAUCAAGACGGUUCCGGUGGGUGAGCAUGCGUGUGGGCUCAGAGGAAGCGGAGGCGAGUAGGAAGCGUGGCGGGUGGAAGACGAGUUCUACCGUCAGAAGUGCAGUAUGAUGGCUGUGGCCACCGUAC
Messenger RNA from Phanerochaete carnosa HHB-10118-sp, 1841 nucleotides. RefSeq lists its product as uncharacterized. Gene Ontology annotation, molecular function: transcription coregulator activity. The coding region runs from base 126 to 737 and encodes 203 amino acids. Gene Ontology annotation, biological process: regulation of transcription by RNA polymerase II; termination of RNA polymerase II transcription. Gene Ontology annotation, cellular component: mediator complex; core mediator complex. NCBI's taxonomy places the organism in Eukaryota, Fungi, Basidiomycota, Agaricomycetes, Polyporales, Phanerochaetaceae. The transcript is spliced from 5 exons. The record is from RefSeq and is a predicted model, not a curated record.